Molecule: messenger RNA, 7497 nt
Organism: Gossypium raimondii (Peruvian cotton)
Lineage: Eukaryota; Viridiplantae; Streptophyta; Magnoliopsida; Malvales; Malvaceae
Product: glutamate synthase [NADH], amyloplastic
Exons: 22
Coding region: 482-7111 (2209 amino acids)
Molecular function (GO): FMN binding; iron ion binding; flavin adenine dinucleotide binding
Source: RefSeq, a predicted model, not a curated record
AUCUAUAAAAAAAGGGCAGGCUCUCUUUCAAGUCGGAUCUGCUCAGUUAAUUUUCUUUUUUCUCUGUUUUCUUUUUCCUGCUUGUUUGCCUCUCUUUCUAGGUUUCUCGCGCAUUUUCUCGGUUUAUUUCUUGAGGUUUGAUCGGUGAGGGAAUCGGGGGAUUUCAUUUUCCUAGUGUUUUCGAGUGGUUCGAAGAUCGGUCUUUGGAGAAUCCGCACGUGACGAAGAGAUUUUUUUUUCUCUUUUUCAUAUAUGUAAAAGAAUUACUAUUUGGAAGGAUUUGGUUUCGUUUGAACUGGAUUUUUGAAACUCAGGACUUCGUUUUUUCCCCGGGAAAUAAAUCGUUCGAAAUAUUUUCAGAUCUUACUAGAUCCGGUUGUCGGAUCUGAAUCUGAAGAGGAAAAAGUUUUUCAGAAAAGCUCUUUAAAUUGAAUUAUAGUGUAAAGAAUAUCGGAGUUUGUAAAACCGUUUUUUUGAAAAAAUGUCGUCGGCGCCGACGUCUAGCUCCCUAGUUCAACUUCGGAAAAGCUCUUGUUCACUCCCUUCAAUCAACAAAUCUUACCUUAAUCCUCAACUGAAUGUCACCCUUUCAAACCGCCGCAAAACGAGCAACGCUAGAUGCUCCGUUACAAAAAAGUCCUCGGCGGCUUUGGAGAAGAAAUUUCUAGGGACCCGAUUGCGGGGAUCGGAGAAGUUACACUUUUGGCAGUCGGAAGGCCCGGGUCGGGUUCCGAAACUCCGGGUUAUGGUGCGGUCCGCAUUAUCCGGGGUGCCUGAGAAGCCUCUCGGUCUUUAUGAUCCGUCUUUUGAUAAGGAUUCGUGUGGGGUCGGAUUUGUCGCUGAGCUAUCUGGUGACAGCAGCCGUAAAACUGUAACGGAUGCUUUGGAGAUGUUGAUACGGAUGUCACAUAGAGGGGCUUGUGGAUGUGAGACAAAUACUGGAGAUGGAGCUGGUAUUCUUGUGGCUCUUCCCCAUGGUUUCUAUAAGGAGGUUGCAAAAGAUGUUGGGUUUGAGUUGCCACCACCAGGAGAAUACGCGGUGGGCAUGUUCUUUUUGCCCACAUCUGAGAGCCGAAGGGAAGAAAGCAAAAAUGUAUUCACUAAGGUUGCUGAAUCUCUUGGCCAUAGAGUGCUUGGGUGGCGAUCUGUACCAACAGAUAACUCAGGACUUGGCAAUGCUGCUUUGCAGACAGAGCCCGUCAUUGAGCAAGUGUUUCUUACACCCACACCUAGAUCAAAGGCUGACCUUGAACAACAGAUGUACAUAUUAAGGAGGGUUUCAAUGGUUGCCAUCCGAGCUGCAUUGAACCUCCAGCAUGGUGGUGUUAGGGACUUCUAUAUAUGUUCUCUUUCCUCAAGGACUGUUGUAUACAAGGGUCAGUUAAAGCCUGACCAACUGCAAAAUUACUAUUAUGCAGAUCUUGGCAAUGAAAGGUUUACGAGCUACAUGGCCCUGAUACAUUCUCGGUUUUCAACAAAUACAUUUCCUAGCUGGGAUCGUGCACAACCAAUGCGUGUCUUGGGCCAUAAUGGGGAAAUUAAUACACUUAGAGGCAAUAUAAACUGGAUGAAGGCACGUGAAGGAUUAUUAAAGUGCAAGGAGCUUGGUCUCUCAAAGAAUGAGAUGAAAAAGCUUCUUCCCAUUGUGGAUGCCAGUUCAUCUGAUUCGGGGGCUUUUGAUGGUGUCCUUGAGCUUCUGGUUCGAGCUGGUAGAAGUCUCCCCGAAGCAGUAAUGAUGAUGAUCCCUGAAGCCUGGCAAAAUGACAAAAAUAUGGAUCCUCAGCGGAAGGCCUUGUAUGAAUAUUUCUCAGCUCUAAUGGAGCCAUGGGAUGGACCUGCUCUCAUAUCAUUUACUGAUGGUCGCUACCUUGGAGCUACAUUGGAUCGCAAUGGGCUCCGUCCCGGUCGGUUUUAUGUUACACACAGUGGACGAGUCAUCAUGGCCAGUGAAGUUGGUGUAGUGGAUAUUCCUCCUGAAGAUGUGCUCAGGAAAGGAAGACUAAACCCUGGGAUGAUGCUUUUGGUAGAUUUUGAAAACCACAUUGUUGUCGACGAUGAAGCAUUGAAGCAACAAUAUUCACUAGCUAGGCCUUAUGGGGAAUGGCUUCAGAGGCAAAAAAUUGAACUCAAUGACAUUGUAGACUCGGUUCAGGAAUCAGAGAGGCUCCCUCCCUCAAUUGCUGGAUCUAUGCCAGCUUCCAAUGAUGAUGACAACAUGGAUAACUUAGGAAUUCAUGGCUUAUUGGCUCCAUUGAAGGCUUUUGGCUAUACUGUUGAGGCUUUGGAGAUGCUGCUGCUUCCCAUGGCUAAAGAUGGGACAGAGGCCCUUGGUUCAAUGGGAAAUGAUGCUCCAUUGGCAGUUAUGUCCAACCGAGAGAAGCUUACAUUUGAAUAUUUCAAGCAAAUGUUUGCUCAAGUAACCAAUCCCCCUAUUGAUCCUAUUCGAGAGAAAAUAGUGACUUCCAUGGAAUGCAUGAUUGGUCCAGAAGGAGAUCUAACAGAAACAACGGAAGAGCAAUGUCAUCGUCUUUCACUGAAGGGGCCUCUUUUAUCAAUUGAAGAGACUGAAGCAAUUAAAAAGAUGAAUUUCAAAGGUUGGCGGAGUAAAGUUCUUGACAUAACUUAUUCAAAGGACUGUGGGAGGAAGGGUUUAGAGGAAACCUUGGACAGGAUUUGUGCUGAAGCACGAGAUGCGAUUAAGGAAGGUUAUACAUUACUGGUGCUUUCUGACAGAGCUUUUUCAUCGAAGCGUGUUGCUGUGAGCUCCCUCUUGGCUGUUGGUGCUGUUCAUCACCAUCUUGUUAAAAAUCUUGAGCGUACGCGAGUUGGAUUAAUAGUUGAAUCUGCAGAACCACGUGAAGUGCACCAUUUCUGCACAUUGGUUGGAUUUGGUGCAGAUGCUAUAUGCCCAUAUUUGGCCAUAGAGACCAUUUGGAGAUUGCAGGUAGAUGGGAAGAUUCCUCCUAAAUCUAGUGGUGAGUUCCACUCGAAGGAAGAGCUGGUCAAGAAAUAUUUCAAGGCAAGCAACUAUGGAAUGAUGAAGGUUCUUGCCAAAAUGGGGAUAUCUACUCUGGCCUCAUACAAGGGUGCUCAGAUCUUUGAAGCAUUGGGCCUCUCUUCGGAAGUGAUUGAGAAAUGCUUUGCAGGAACUCCGAGCAGAGUUGAAGGAGCAACAUUUGAGAUGCUAGCUCAUGAUGCACUUCAUUUGCAUGAGUUAGCAUUCCCUUCUCGGGCUUUCGCUCCAGGAAGUGCAGAAGCUGUAGCACUGCCUAAUCCUGGAGAUUAUCACUGGAGGAAAGGUGGUGAGGUUCACUUGAAUGAUCCUCUUGCUAUAGCAAAGCUGCAAGAAGCUGCCAGGAGUAACAGCGUUGCUGCCUACAAGGAAUAUGCCAAACGUAUCCAUGAAUUGAAUAAAACCUGUAACCUGCGUGGUAUGUUGAAGUUUAAGGAGUCAGAAGCCAAAAUUCCAUUGGAUGAGGUGGAACCUGCCAGUGAAAUUGUGAAAAGGUUUUGUACUGGGGCCAUGAGUUAUGGAUCAAUAUCAUUGGAGGCACACGCAACCCUGGCUAUUGCUAUGAAUACACUUGGGGGGAAAUCAAAUACUGGUGAGGGAGGUGAGCAACCAUCUCGUAUGGUACCUCUACCUGAUGGUUCUAGGAAUCCAAAACGAAGUGCUAUCAAGCAGGUUGCAAGUGGAAGAUUUGGAGUUUCAAGUUAUUACCUUACUAAUGCUGAUGAACUACAAAUAAAGAUGGCUCAGGGUGCCAAGCCUGGUGAAGGAGGGGAACUUCCAGGUCAUAAGGUAAUAGGAGAUAUUGCUGUCACUAGAAACUCUACAGCUGGUGUGGGACUUAUCAGCCCACCUCCCCAUCAUGAUAUCUAUUCAAUUGAAGACCUUGCACAGCUGAUUCAUGAUCUUAAGAAUUCAAAUCCCUCAGCUCGAAUCAGUGUGAAGCUGGUAUCUGAAGCUGGUGUGGGAGUAAUUGCUAGUGGGGUUGUCAAGGGGCAUGCAGACCAUGUCUUAAUAUCUGGUCAUGAUGGUGGCACUGGGGCCUCACGAUGGACUGGCAUAAAAAAUGCUGGGCUUCCAUGGGAACUUGGUUUGGCUGAGACCCACCAAACUCUAGUUGCCAAUGAUCUCCGUGGCCGUACAGUUCUCCAGACUGAUGGCCAACUUAAAACUGGAAGAGAUGUGGCCAUUGCUGCACUUCUUGGUGCAGAAGAAUUUGGCUUCAGCACAGCUCCUCUAAUAACUCUGGGUUGUAUUAUGAUGCGAAAAUGCCACAAGAACACCUGCCCAGUGGGCAUCGCUACUCAGGAUCCUGUGCUGAGAGAAAAAUUUGCUGGAGAGCCUGAGCAUGUUAUAAACUUUUUCUUUAUGCUAGCUGAGGAGGUCAGGGAGAUAAUGUCUCAGCUUGGUUUCCGAACAGUUACUGAGAUGGUUGGUCGUUCAGAUAUGCUUGAGGUUGAUAAGGAAGUCCUUAGUAAUAAUGAGAAACUUCAGAAUAUUGACCUCUCCUUGCUUCUCAGACCUGCUGCUGAUAUUCGCCCUGAAGCUGCUCAAUAUUGUAUUCAAAAACAGGAUCAUGGCUUGGAUAUGGCUUUGGACCAAAAACUCAUUAAACUAUCUACUGCUGCUCUAGAGAAAGGUCUUCCCGUGUACAUUGAAACACCUAUAUGCAAUGUGAACCGUGCAGUUGGAACAAUGCUGAGCCAUGAAGUGACUAAGCGCUACCACCUUGCAGGGCUUCCAGCUGGUACAAUUCAUAUCAAACUCUCAGGAAGUGCAGGGCAGAGCUUGGGAGCUUUCCUGUGCCCUGGCAUCAUGCUGGAGCUUGAAGGUGAUAGCAAUGACUAUGUUGGAAAAGGAUUAUCAGGUGGAAAAAUUGUAGUUUAUCCUCCUAAAGGAAGUCGGUUUGAUCCUAAGGAAAACAUAGUAAUUGGUAAUGUGGCUCUCUAUGGAGCUACUUCCGGGGAAGCAUAUUUCAAUGGAAUGGCAGCAGAAAGAUUUUGUGUUCGUAAUUCAGGUGCUAAAGCAGUUGUAGAAGGCGUUGGUGAUCAUGGUUGUGAGUACAUGACUGGUGGGACUGUUGUUGUACUUGGAAAAACUGGCAGGAAUUUUGCUGCAGGUAUGAGUGGUGGUAUUGCUUAUGUCCUUGAUGUGGAUGGAAAAUUUCAAUCUCGGUGCAAUCCUGAGCUGGUGGACCUUGAUAAAAUUGAAGAAGAGGAGGAUAUUGUUACUCUAAAGAUGAUGAUUCAGCAACAUCAGCGCCAUACCAACAGCCAGUUAGCUAGAGAAGUACUUGCUGCCUUUGAGAGUCUUCUGCCCAAAUUCAUAAAAGUAUUCCCCAGAGAUUACAAACGUGUUCUGGCAAAGAUGAAAGACCAGGAAGCAUCUGAACGUGCUGCAAAAGAAGCUGAGGAGCAAGAUGAGGUAGAGCUGAUGGAGAAAGAUGCUUUUGAAGAGCUCAAGAAGUUGGCAGCUGCAUCUUCGAAUGAGAAAUCAAGUCUGACAGUCGAGGCUGAACCAGUCAAGAGGCCUACUCAGGUUUCUGAUGCUGUGAAACAUCGUGGUUUUGUUGCUUAUGAGCGUGAAGGUGUUCAAUAUAGAGAUCCUAAUGUUCGGAUGAAUGACUGGAAGGAGGUCAUGGAGGAAUCAAAACCUGGCCCACUUUUUAAGACACAGUCUGCUCGCUGCAUGGACUGUGGUACUCCUUUCUGCCAUCAGGAGAACUCUGGAUGUCCUCUCGGAAACAAAAUACCUGAAUUCAAUGAACUGGUGUACCAAAAUAGGUGGCGUGAAGCACUAGAUCGUCUUCUAGAGACAAAUAACUUCCCAGAGUUCACUGGCCGAGUGUGCCCUGCACCAUGUGAAGGGUCUUGUGUGCUUGGUAUUAUUGAGAAUCCUGUGUCCAUCAAAAGCAUUGAAUGUGCUAUCAUAGACAAGGGAUUUGAGGAAGGGUGGAUGGUGCCACGACCUCCUCUCAAGAGAACAGGGAAAAGCAUUGCUAUUAUUGGAAGUGGACCAUCUGGCUUGGCUGCUGCUGAUCAACUAAAUAGAAUGGGUCACUCUGUGACUGUGUAUGAGCGUGCUGAUAGAAUUGGAGGGCUUAUGAUGUAUGGAGUCCCUAACAUGAAGACUGACAAGGUGGAUGUAGUUCAGCGACGUGUUAACCUUAUGGCUGAGGAAGGAGUUAAAUUUGUCGUCAAUGCAAAUAUUGGAAAAGACCCGUCCUACUCCCUUGACCGGCUUCGAGAGGAAAAUGAUGCCAUUGUUUUGGCAAUUGGAGCCACAAAACCCAGGGACCUUCCUGUACCAGGACGAGAUUUAUCUGGUGUUCAUUUUGCAAUGGAAUUCCUACAUGCAAAUACUAAAAGCUUGCUUGAUUGUGAUCUCCAAGAUGGUAACUACAUAUCAGCUAAGGGCAAGAAAGUAGUAGUCAUCGGUGGAGGUGACACUGGUACAGAUUGCAUUGGGACAUCUAUCCGGCAUGGAUGUAGCAGCAUUGUAAAUCUUGAGUUGCUUCCUCAGCCACCGCAGACAAGAGCUCCUGGCAAUCCUUGGCCACAGUGGCCUCGCAUAUUCCGUGUAGACUAUGGGCACCAAGAAGCUGCUACCAAAUUUGGAAAAGACCCAAGAUCCUAUGAGGUUUUGACUAAGAGGUUUAUAGGAGAUGAUAAUGGAACUGUGAAAGGACUUGAGGUGGUUCGUGUGCGUUGGGAGAAGGAUGCCAGUGGGAGGUUCCAAUUCAAGGAAGUUGAGGGCUCAGAGGAAAUAAUCGAGGCUGACCUAGUCCUGCUAGCCAUGGGAUUCCUUGGCCCUGAGUCGACACUGGCAGAAAAAUUAGGUGUGGAGCAAGACAAUCGGUCAAACUUGAAGGCAGAGUACGGCCGCUUCACGACCAAUGUGGAUGGAGUCUUUGCAGCUGGAGAUUGUCGACGUGGUCAGUCAUUAGUCGUGUGGGCAAUCUCGGAAGGAAGGCAAGCUGCUGCACAAGUCGACAAAUACCUGACUAAGGAAGACAAGGACACAAGUGUAGAGGGUGAGAACCAAGAUUCCGUCAAGCGGCACCAAGACCUUCCCCAAAAGCAGCAAACUGUCAUGAAAUAGAUGAUCCAUCAGAUUGUUAUUGUUUGCGACAUUGGGCUGAAAUGGAACCCGCAUCCAAUACAUUCCGAAGGAAAUUGGUAUUUACAUGGAUGACCAGAGUGGGAAUUAAAGCAUGAAUCUUUUGCGGUUAAACCAGCAAGGGGGAUAUAUGCUUUAAUCUCCCAACAAAGAACCUAUAAGCAAAAAUCAAUAAACAUUCAUGGGGCUGAGCUGAUAUUGAGUAGAUUUAGGGAUAUUUUGUCUUUUCUCAUGUCUUUGUUAUCUUUAUUUAUAGUUUUUAUUCAGGUUCAGCUCUCAUCGUUUUCUUGAAAGGUACAAUAAUGUAUAGUUUUGUCUCUUAAAUCGUUUGGUUUAGACAAGAAUGCGAGGUGCUUUUUAAUAUGAAA